UUAUGGAGCUCCUGCGACCCCUGCCCGCCGGACUCCAGCCUCCGACCGGUUCCUCCUCCACAUCUCCGCAUCCAAAGCGCGACGAACUUCAGGCUUCGUCAUUGCCUUCGUGCUCCUCCUCCUCCUCCUCCUCCUCUUCCUCCGCGUCUUCCUCUUCGGCUUCUCAGCAUCGACCGGAAGCGAUUCCGGAGGAGAAGCCGGUGGUCUCCCCUGGUAGAGUUUACGUGGCGGUCGGAAAGACCGCGGACAAGGCGGCGUGCUUGCUCAGAUGGACCUUCCUGCAGUUCCCAAGCCGCGAGGUCACUCUCCUUCACGUCCAUCGGCCGUCGAGCACGAUCCCGACGCUGCUGGGUAAACUUCCUGCAAGCCAAGCAAGUCCAGAGGCACUCUUAGCAUACAGGAUAGAAGAAAAGGAGGAAAUGAAGAAAACCCUCUGCAAUUAUUUGAAUAUCUGCAGAAGAGCCAAGGUGAAAGCCACUGCAGUCGUCAUUGAAGCAACACAGGUUCAGUUUGGUCUAGUAGAUAUGGUGGUUCAUUAUGGUAUCAGGACGCUUAUAAUGGGAGCAGCUUCUGAGAGUUGCUUGAAAGCGAAUAGCUCUAGCAAAGCACAAUAUGCUGUCAAGAAUGCCCCUCUUUUCUGUGAGAUUUGGUUCAUAUGCAAAGGGAAAAGCAUCCGGACAAGAAAAGCAACUCAAGUUUUUGAACCAGCUCAAUCCAUUGAUCCUGAAGGAAGUACAAAAGGAGAAAGAUUGAGAUCAAGGUCAUUGCCAUGUCAGAAAGAAAUGAUUGAGUUUAAUCCACGUUAUACACAAUCCAACUCUUGCAAAUCAGAACCAAGUAUUGGCAUCACAAGUGAAGCGUGCGGCAACAAUUUGAGUUAUUUAAAACCAGUGAAGAAAGUCAUAGAAAAAAUUGAUUCAUUCCUUGUGCGGUCUUCAUAUUUUUCAUCUCAUACUUCACACACUUCAGGUUCUAAUUGUGAAGAAUAUAUAGAACUUGAGCUUCUGACUGGUACAAUUAUAGAAGCAAAAACUGAAGCAGCGAAAUCUAGCAAUGAUGCCCUUAGUGAGGAAAGGAAAAUUGAAGUGAACCAUGCAAAGGAGAAGGAGCUACAAGAAGCAGAAGACAAGCUAAGAAAAACAGAAUUUGAACUUGGAAAACUCUUGAAACAACGUGAAGAGAUCACUGGAGAGAUGCAGAAGGCAAAGAGAGUAAUAGCCUCUCUAGACAGCCAAACUGGUGACUCAAAACCGCUACUAGGUGAGACAACUGGGAAGCUGGCAUCAUUGCAGGUGUCUCUGGCUGAUCUUAGACGUCAAAUAAACAGUGUCAGGAAAUUGAGAGAUGAAACCAUACAGAAAAUCCAACUUUGGCAUGAUUCUGGUGAUUUUGAUGGAUCAUUUUCCCCACAGGCAAAUGAUUUUUCAGAAUACACUCUUCUUGAUAUUCAGACAGCAACAUGCAGCUUCUCAGAGAGUUUCAAGCUUGGUCAAGGAGGGCAUGGCUGUGUCUACAAAGGCGAGAUCUCUGGAAGAACAGUGGCCAUCAAGAAUUUUCAUCCUGAGGACAUGUACAGCAUAUUAGAAUUCCAACAAGAGGUUAAGGUUCUUAGUAAGAUUCGCCACCCAAACCUAUUGAUACUCUUGGGAGCCUGCCCUGAGGCUCUGUCUCUUGUCUAUGAAUACAUGCCUAAAGGGAGUCUUCAACGGUAUUUAACCCACUCCUUGAACACAACACCAUUGACAUGGAGAAUAAGGACUAAAAUUGCUUCUCAAAUUGCCUCUGCACUUCUGUUCCUCCAUUCAUCGAAGCCUGAGAAGAUAGUUCAUGGUGACCUCAAACCUGAAAACAUUCUUCUCAAGUCUGAUUUCACAUGCAAGAUUGGGGACUUUGGCAUUUCUCGUCUCUUACCAGAACAAAAUUCAGAGUCCAGGAUCAUCUUCCAGAACACUGAACCUAAAUGUUCAUUUGCUUAUAUGGAUCCAGAGACUCAGAGGACUGGAAGUCCUACCCCAGAAUCAGAUGUGUACGCAUUUGGGAUUGUGGUUCUACAGCUGGUCACUGGCAGGCAACCUCAGGGAUUGGCAAGAAAAGUUCGUCAUGCAUCAGCUUGCGGGAAGUUGGAGGAAUUUCUUGAUGUGUCAGCAGGUGAAUGGCCUAUGAGAUCAGCAACAAGAAUGAUAGAGCUGGGCCUCAGAUGCUGUGAGCUGAAUAGACGGGACAGGUUGAAGCUGUCCCCAGAGGUGGUACAGGAGUUGGAAAAGAUGGUUUAAGAAGAUAUGCUAACCACGAACUAUCCAUCCAUUUGCUCCACAUUAAAGGAUUGCUUGCUCGCAUUCUUUUAUGAAGGCAUAUAUUUUACCACAGCAGAUGGCACACCAUUUCAGGUGCUUCAUUUUAGAAACUCUGUCUAGUUUGCAAAUGUGUAAAUAGUCCUGCUGUCAUCCUUUCCAAGUGGUAAUCUCAGGGUUAUUUGAAUAAUCAGAUAUUUGAAUAAUCAGAGAUAUAUUCAUUAAAGUAUACACAUUGAGUAGCUUUGUGGAGGGGAAAGGUGACUCAGGUAUUUGUCUGAUAGCCAGCAUCACCCUGGUGCCUGUGUUACAAACCUUUGUUUGGUGCCAUAGUUGCUCUGGCGGCAGUGGAGAUUGUUGAAGCAUUUCUUUGGAUCCAUUCUGGAUCAUUCAUAUUAAACAGGAGGACAUUCUGAUACGAAGCUAUAAUGUCCAGCUUCAGGUUCUCCACACAUCGACAGCGUAUCUGAGUAGGUUAUCCAUUAAUUAGAGAAUUAUAGGAAUUUCUUGUUGCGUGUACAUCUCCCAGUUCAUGUGCAUAUGUAAAUGUUAUAAAUAUUUGUUUGUUUUAUGUAAGCAUUGUUGGCGUUGAUGA
Messenger RNA from Nymphaea colorata (pocket water lily), 2886 nucleotides. Its product is annotated as U-box domain-containing protein 33-like. The record is from RefSeq and is a predicted model, not a curated record. Gene Ontology annotation, biological process: protein phosphorylation. The transcript has 7 exons. Bases 3 to 2273 code for a protein of 756 amino acids. Gene Ontology annotation, molecular function: protein kinase activity; ATP binding. Lineage: Eukaryota; Viridiplantae; Streptophyta; Magnoliopsida; Nymphaeales; Nymphaeaceae.